UAUCACCAACGUUAACACAGAUGGUGUUUAGUGCAAAAAUUUGGUGUUUUGUGACGUGCGAAGAUUCAUCAAGCACCUCUGGAGGAAGUAUAAAAGCCCGCUGUGAAUCGAUCCAAAGCAUCAUUAGCAAGUUCUAGCUAAAGUAUUCAGUCAAGAUGCGUUUCCUGCUUGUGACUCUCUGCGUAGCCGUGGUGUUCGCACCAGCCCUUGGAAAACCUUUUGGGGACUUUUUUGGAGGAAUUACUGAUACUCUUGGAGGACUUGCUGAUACCGCUGGAGACCUUGUCGAAACUGGCUUAAAUACUGUUACAGAUGUUGCGGAAGGAGUAGUAGACACUGGUAUGGAAGUUGUGGGGGGAGUAACUGAAACUGUUCAAGGCCUUGCUGAUCAGCUUAACGGAGUUCUGUCUGGUAUCACCGAUGCUGCUGGAAACACCCUUCAGGCUGUUACUGAUUCUGCUGGAAAUCUCGUGGUCGAAAUCACCGAUCUUGCUGGAAACACUGUGCAAGUGGUUCUUAAUGUUGUAGAUGGUGUGGUAACUGGUGUUGCUGAUGUUGUGGGAACCGUAACUGAGAGUAUCCAAACGACUCUUGAUCAAUUGUCCUCCACUAUCAGCGGAGCUGCUGAUACUGCCACAGAUGCCGCUGAUACCGCUAUCGAUGCUGCCACCGAUGCCGCUGGUACCGCUACCGAUGUUGCCACCGAUGCCGCUGGCACCGCUACCGAUGUUGCCACCGAUGCCGCUGGCACCGCUAUCGAUGUUGCCACCGAUGCCGCUGGCACCGCUACCGAUGUUGCCACCGAUGGUGCUAAUACCGCUACCGAUGUUCUCACUGAAAGUGGCGUGCCUGCUGAAAAGUAAAGAGUUUCCGAAAAUUAUAACGUUGGAUGAAUGAAAGCAAUGUCAAAAUAAAAUAAUUUUUUGCAAGCAUAA
This is a messenger RNA of Phlebotomus papatasi, 935 nucleotides long. RefSeq lists its product as uncharacterized. The record is from RefSeq and is a predicted model, not a curated record. Bases 156 to 863 code for a protein of 235 amino acids. The transcript has 2 exons. Lineage: Eukaryota; Metazoa; Arthropoda; Insecta; Diptera; Psychodidae.